This is a messenger RNA of Paraphaeosphaeria sporulosa, 1451 nucleotides long. RefSeq lists its product as uncharacterized. Lineage: Eukaryota; Fungi; Ascomycota; Dothideomycetes; Pleosporales; Didymosphaeriaceae. The transcript is spliced from 5 exons. The record is from RefSeq and is a predicted model, not a curated record. The coding region runs from base 1 to 1080 and encodes 359 amino acids.
AUGGGGGACUCACAACCACAGGGUGUGAUGCCGGCCCCUGAAGGCGAACAUGCAGUGUUCGAUGGCGGAUACACGUCUCUGCAAAUUGCACUGUUUGCUGCGAACCUGUCCACAUACGCCAUUGCAACUGUCUUUCUGGGCCUGAGAGUGUAUACUUCAGCUUUCAUUAACAGAAGGACGGACUGGGGCGAUUUCUUCUUGAUCUCUUCUUGGGGCGUAGGCGCUGGGUCGAUCGCCUGCACGAUGAUCGCCAUCAAAUAUGGCUACGGGAAUCACCUGUGGAAUGUCGAGGCAACAGAGAUUACUGGCUAUUUCCAGCAACUCGUCGCUAUGUCAGUGACCUACUUCUGGACACCUACGCUCACCAAGCUAUCAGUCUUGACACUCAUCUAUCAAGUCUAUGCGGCGAAGUGGGGCAAGAUAAGCGCCCUGAUUCUCGGUAUCUGCAUCGUAGCAUACACGGUCGUCCUCACGGUCCUGGUGACCGGACCUUGCGAUCCGCUGCAUGGAAGCGUAAAGUGUCUCACCCGUGCCGGCACUGGGCAUGCGGCUUUGAACAUUAUAUCGGACGUGCUGGUCAUCGCUUUGCCAAUUCCUUUGGUCCACCAACUUCAGAUGCCAAUGCGCCAGAAGAUUUCAGUGGGAAUACUGAUGACUUUGGGCUCGUUGUGCAUUGUUGCAUCUAUCAUCAGGACAAAGUUCGUGGCCGACAUUCAGGACAACCCGGACAUUACGUGGUGCCAAGCUAGAGUCGGGGUGCUAUCAGCCAUUGAGUUGAACAUCGGCAUAUUAGGUGCCAGCUUGGCUCGUCUCAAGCCUUUUGUACAAAAGUACCUUCCAUCGCUAUCGAGAACUAUCGUGUCGACCGGUCAGAAGUAUGCAGGGUCAAGUGGAUUUGAUGACAGCAAGCAGCGCCCAGGCCGCGACGCAUAUCUUCUACACAGCAUCCAGAGAAGCGGCGUGGAUACUUCUGAUGGACAGGGGGAGAAUGGAAGAGGAAUCAAUGUGAAGUCCGACAUCUAUGUCACUCGUUCUGAGGAGGUUACGGCGGGUGUUAACGCCAAGGGGAAUUGGAAGUAGACUUUCUCGCCAUGAAUGGUGACGGUCCAAUCAGAUAGGAUUUUGAUUGGUACUUGAAGUGUUCCCUGUAGCACUGGAAGAGGGAUAAGUAUCUCGGGGUUCUAUGAUUGCCACCAAGAUCUGUCUCAUAGCGUUAAAGAAACUAAUCAACCACUUAAGCGCUUUAUUCGCGUUCGCCUUUCCAAAGCACUUGUUUGGCUUCGUCGUUUCCUCAAACUCAAGCUCGUGCGUAACAAUCUUCUCAGUGGGCAGUUUGCGCAGCUCGAGAGACUUGAGGAACAUAGGCGUCGUGAUUGUGUCGACAAGUCUUAUUGUAAUGGCUCUGCUGCGGGGUCAUUUUCUUUGAAUCAUCCUUGCGAGGUCCUGUAGUU